AUGGAAUGCAUCUGUGUGUGGUUCUACACGGUUCGCCCUGUCCGGAAUGACAUCAGCUACACUGACAUCGAGGCGAGACCCGAAGAUUGUCGUCCGUUUUCGAAGAAAGUGCGAAAAGCACAGGAAAAGCUGCAGGCAGAUCCGAUCCGCCUAUUCGACUGGCUGAGCGCACACAAUAACGUCGACAUCUCGCACGUGUUCCCCCAGCUGAUCCCUGCCGGGGAGCUGGAGGGGGUUUAUGCUCAGUUUUUGGCGGAGUGGCCAAAGCUGAACAGGGAGCAGAAGAAGUUCAGGGCCCGCCAGAUCGUGAAAAUCCAUCGGGAUCGAGAGGAGGCUCGGGAAAUUGAACCCGCCACCUUCGUCCAUUCCGACUUCGUGCCCCUGGUUACCGUCCCAGCUGGCAGGACCGUCAAAUUGAGCUGCAAGGCGACGGGAACGAACUUGGGGUACGUUUGGCACAAAAACGGAGCCGUCGUAGUCCAAGGAAGUCCAAGAGCCACUGGAUACAUCUACGGCUUGCGGGGUCACGCUUUAGAACUGGAGGAUACAGUACCUUCGGAUUCUGGGAUGUACAAGUGUAUUGUUCAAAACCCACUUGGCUCUAUCGAAAGGACGUACAUUCUAAAAGUUGUUGAACGACUACGCUCGGCUCCUUUGAUCCUACCAAAUGUGCUUCGGAAUCAGACUGUUAAUGUCAAUGGAACGGCGACCUUCACCUGCGAAGUUAUCUCGGACCUGACUCCCCACAUCGUCUGGGUCCGAAUUAACCGUACCGAUGGAGAAUAUUACUUUCAAAUACCCACCAACGGCUCUAAUAAUCAGCAGCACCACAAAAAUGAGACUGUGUUUGCGUAUACCAGGAUGGAGAAUCAUCCGAAAGCUACAAUCUACAACAGUGCCAACGCCUCUACGCUCCGUCUCGUCAACGUUACUGUGGAAGAACAAGGGAUUUACGCAUGUAUUACAGGAAAUUCUUUGGGAAAGGUGAUGGCCAACGCUACUCUUACUGUUAAUGAAUUUCGUACCCUGACGCUACCCACUGGAAAAGCCCAACCCCAAGGAAUUCCGUUGAGCUACUUGAUCCUGACGCUCAUCUUCUUGUUCCUGCUAUUUUUGCUGUUUUUGGUCAUCUUAUCUUACUAUCUUUGCAUCCGUGCCAGCAAGAAGAAAAUGGACGAGGCCGCUAGGUUGUUGCCGAGGAGGAAGAAGGUCGUCGUCCGUCAAAAGGAUCACGAUGGAACUCGGGCCGGCUGGGCAGAUUUGCCAUCGACCUACCAAAUCCAAAUCAUUGAACAAUCUCCACAUGGAGCAAGACAAUCCCAUAUUUCUUCCGAUAUGACAAUCAACUGCGAGUAUGAGAUUGAGGAGGAUCCGGCAUGGGAGUUCGAGCGAUCGAGAAUCGAACUCAUUGACGUGCUCGGCGAAGGUGCUUUCGGAGAAGUCUGGCGUGGCCACCUCAACAUUGAGCCUGAAGACUACCCCGAAAACGCGAUCAGCAGAGUUCCCUUCAAGCAACCAAUCGCUGUCAAAAAACUCAAGAAUACAGCCCAUGAGCGUGAGCUUCGAGAUCUGGUGCUCGAGAUGACCAUCUUGAAGACGUUGGAAGAAAUGGAACCCGCGCCUGGGAAGGAGAAUGUGUUGAGGAUUAUCGGGUGUUGCACCGGAGUUGGACCACUUUUGGUGGUGCUCGAGCUGUGUCAGCACGGGAAUUUGAGAGACUUCCUCCGCGCCCAUCGACCCCGAGCCGAGCGUGCCAUCGAAUCCGUGCCCAGCUCGCCUAUAAACAAAUCAAGUGGAACCCUCCAAGAUUACCUGGAACCCAGGAGAGCCCAAGAACGAGUCCUUAUCGACCCACUGACCCAACGUCACCUUGUCGAUUUUGCCUAUCAAGUAGCGAACGGAAUGCACUUCCUCAGCAGCAAGCAAAUCAUCCAUCGGGAUCUGGCUGCCAGAAACAUUUUGGUGGCCGAUAAUUUUGCGCUCAAAAUCUCGGAUUUCGGACUAUCGAGGAAUACGUCGAGUUCAAAGGAUUAUUAUAGAAAGAAGGGCAACGGACGUCUUCCCGUAAAGUGGAUGGCCCCGGAAGCCCUCGAUGCCCAUAUCUACACAACCGAAAGUGAUGUAUGGUCCUACGGCAUCCUGCUCUGGGAAAUCAUGACCCUUGGUGGGACCCCAUAUCCAACCAUUCAAAUGCAUCAACUCUACAACUACCUCAAAGACGGCUACCGUAUGGAGGCGCCUCACAAUUGUCCGCAGGAGAUUUACCAGAUUAUGAUUGGGUGCUGGCAGGAAGCCCGCGAAAAGCGCCCAUCCUUCGCGAUGAUGCGCGAUUAUCUGCAGUGGAUGUUGGCAGAGACGGAAGGAGAAGAAGCUAAUGACGACCUGGAAAGCCGUCCCUCCGAUUCAUCACACAACGAUUUGGACCACUUUGCGCCUCCCCCUCCGAAAACCACCCAAUCUAUCGCUUCCGCUUCAGCCACGACCACCACCACCUCCAGCUCGAGCACUUCUGCGUCGAGCAGGAAGAAGUCGAGCUCGUCGUCCGACCCGCCAGAUACCCCACCAGGUCCUGCUCCUCCCCCGAUACACGAGAGGACGGCGGCGCUGCAGAGUCGGGUGGAAGGUCCCCGCCCCGGCCAGGACCACGAUUACAUGAAUGUGGCCCGGGCGCCGAGCCCAAGUCGUGAGGUUCAAGGCAGCUACCGUAACCCAUCCUCUAAUUCUACGGAUUACCAAGCUAAUGGGCAGCGAAAUAGCCUCUCCCACUCCCCCCACCCCACCACCAGUACAAAGCUGACGGCCGAGGAGGCCCGGCGGCACUCCAUGGACUCGAGGGCCUCAUCAGGUCGUGGCGGUUCGUCGGGCGUCUCCUCAUCUGAGGGAAUCGGUGGCCUAUCAGAUUUGCCUUACCCGCUGCUGAUACGCUUUAAAGCCGAGCCUGCGCUCAUCACGAAUCCUGCUACAUACAUGUCGGGACCAGAAGGAGUAAGCAUCGAUGAUGGAGGGCUGAGUGACGCAUUUGGGAAGUUGUCGCUCAAAGCAGCCCCGUUUAAAUACAUGUUCUGGAAUGUGAGCAAUUUCUGCUUCAAGUGCGACGCAAAAAUCACGGACAUAGUCGUUCUCAUGAAACGUCAUGCUGUGGAGUUUUGUUUUAUCAAUGAAGCUCACUUGCUUUAUGACGAAUAUCGCCCUAAUAACGAUAAAGAUUGCAAGAUCUCCGCGUUCGCGAAAGAGAUGUCGCAAGCGGGAAUAGCACUCAAGCUCGGUGUGAAGUGGGUGCGAUGCGAAGAUGCCAUUCAUCAUUACCUUGUGGGAGAUAACCGAGAGAAGGUGAAGAUGCUAUUGAUAUAUCAAACAGAAACCGAGGAAGGCAAAAAGCUCUCGGAUGCAGAUCUAGCAUACGAUGUUUUUCCGAUGGUACCACCUGACCCUGAAACUCGAGGCGAUCGCAUAUUCACUGUCAAAAUAGGCUUGACAACCUUCUUGUUCAUGCAUCGACAAACAUCCAGCAUGACAUGUACCCCUCCCAAUGAACAGUCGCGGUUUGUGAAGUGGUUCAGAAAAAUACACGGAUCCAACCAAAAUCUUCUCCUAUUUGGCGAUCUGAAUUUGCCCGGAAUGGAUUGGUAUAAGUUCGAACCAAGGCAUGCCGUUGAACAUACCCCACUCACCGAAGAUGUUGGCGAAUUUCUAAAACGCAAUCAAUUCGACCAAGAAUGGGUUCGAGAGGUGACUCGCAGGGGAGGCUUCUAUAGCAAAUUGGAUGUGAUCCUAAGUCGAAAAAAGGGCCCCUGCCCCCUGGGUAAAGCAAAGGUAGAAUGGAUGGGACACAGUGACCAUGCUGCCAUCCUCUUCAACCUUAUCGAUGCAGAGGCACGCCAGCUCUCCAUUGACGCUACACCGAAGCACGCGAUCUUCCUGAAUGCCCCAUUUGAUAAGGCUCAAACGAUAACUGUGGAGUUCCAAAACUUAGCUGAAGAAUUUAACUUUUCCAUACGAUGCAGCGACCCAGAACUCAUCAGUGUGGCCGCUGAAGGUGAAGAUGAAGGUGGCCUAAGCGUCGAAGCAUGUUCAAUAAAACAAAUGCGAUUAAUUUUUACCAUUCCCAUCCCACAAAAAUUAGAAGGCAGGCUCAACCAUCUAGAAGCGGAAGGCUCCCAUUGGCUGAUACUAACCCACAUGCGGUCCCACGAGCAAUAUCAUUGGCGCAUCCUAUUCAAUCGUCAUACGGAGGCCUCCCUGGCUCUA
Molecule: messenger RNA, 4248 nt
Organism: Mesorhabditis spiculigera
Lineage: Eukaryota; Metazoa; Nematoda; Chromadorea; Rhabditida; Rhabditidae
Source: the annotation of a GenBank genome assembly